AUGGGAACUUGUACUCAAACUAAUAAUAAAGUACUACAUUAAGAAAAAACCUUACAUAAAUUGGUUAUGUAUUUCUAUAAUGUUUCUAUGCAUUCACAUCCAGAUAUUGAUAGUCUCAUCAAUAUCAAAUUGGAUUCUUGUAAGAUUAUGCAAAGAGGAUUGAGUAAAACCUUAACAGAAGAAAUAGUGCUAUUCUUAAAUUCUUAUAAGAUCAGAACUCCGGAACAAGAUGAAUUACUCAAUCAUUUCAAUUAUGUUUACAAAUAAUCUUUAAAGAAGUUUAAUCAAUUUGAAACAAAUCUAGGCAAAGUGAUAUUAAUUGUAUUAUAUAUAAUAUAUAUAAGACAUCAAUAGAAGUGUUAUUAUGCUUUAAAUCACUUGAAAUGGGGGAUUUAACACCUGUUGAUGUUUGGUGGGUCUAAGAACAUUUUCAAAUUAGAUAUAGAUUAUUGAAUGAAUAAUAUAACAUAGAAUACGACCACUUUUUGGAUAUGAAUUUCUUAAUUAAGUUUCUCUAUCUUCUCAAAGAAUGUGUGAGAAUUGAACUAAAAAAGAAUAGCCUUGAAUUAAAUUAGUUUUUUCUCUCAGUUAGGCAUGACUAAUCAGAUAUUCAACAUACAUCUAGAACUGAAGAUAGCUAUAAAAAUUAAUAAAAAAGAUUAGAUACAAUUUGA
Molecule: messenger RNA, 674 nt
Organism: Paramecium pentaurelia
Lineage: Eukaryota; Ciliophora; Oligohymenophorea; Peniculida; Parameciidae
Source: the annotation of a GenBank genome assembly